AAUAACCAAGUGCAGAAGAAGAUCACGAAGCAGAGGAAGUGGAGCAGCGCUAGCUCUGAUCAUAUGACCGAUCAUCAUGUCUUCUUCUUAGAAGCAAAACAAAGCCCAGAACAAACAUCCUACCCCAGCACGGAUUCUUGAAAAUGGCAGGCGAGGAGGAGAGAGGGGUGGUCCGUGUCAGAGUCAAGAAAUGUGAUGGGAUGCUCCCAAUGGAGUUUCGGUCCUUUGCUGUUGAUCCUCAGAUAACGUCACUGGAGGUUCUGCAGCACAUUCUCAUCAGAGCCUUUGAUUUGAAUGGGAAGCGGAGCUUUGGGAUCAGUUACCUGUCUCGGGAUAGGAGUGGUGCUGAAAUGUAUCAGUCUCUGGUGUCAGACUGGGAUUUGGAUGUUGCAUUUGUCAGUGCAGCCAAAACCUACCUACAGCUCAAGAUGGACAUAAAACCUUCAGAAGACAGUCCUGUUAUGGAGGACUGGGACAUCAUAAGCCCCAAAGAUGUGAUUGGCUCUGAGCAGCUUCUUGCAGAGAGGACGAGGUCUCUGGCCGCCGCUGCUCUUCCUUUCACCCAGUCUCUACUGUCCCAGAUGGGCCGGACCUUGUCCAAGGUCCAGCAAGCUUUGAGCUGGUCUUAUGGGGAGGAGAUCAAGCCAUUCAAGCCUCCUCUCAGUGAUGCAGAGUUUCACAGUUACCUCAAUGGUCAGGGCCAAUUGACACGACCCGAGGAACUCAGACUGCGAAUCUAUCAUGGUGGUGUGGAGCCUUCUCUGCGUAAGGUUGUAUGGCGGUACCUCCUGAAUUUGUACCCUGAUGGACUGAGUGGACAGGAAAGAAUGGACUACAUGAAGAGAAAGACAAGGGAGUAUGACCAGCUGAAGAGAGAGUGGACAGCCCGGGUCAGUCAUGAGGACCUUGAAUUUAUUCGCGGAAAUGUUCUCAAAGACGUCCUGAGAACCGACCGGGCUCAUCCGUACUACGCUGGCUCAGAAGACAGUCCACAUCUGACUGCACUUACAGACCUGCUCACCACUUUUGCCAUCACACACCCACAGAUAUCAUACUGUCAAGGCAUGAGUGAUAUCGCCUCCCCUAUACUUGCAGUAAUGGACAAUGAGGCUCAUGCCUUCAUUUGCUUUUGUGGCAUAAUGAAGCGUUUGGAGGGAAACUUCUGUCCAGAUGGGUCACUCAUGUCUAUUAAAUUCCAGCAUCUAAAGCUGCUUCUGCAGUACUCAGACCCAGAAUUCUACUCUUACCUGGUGUCCCGAGGAGCUGAUGACCUCUUCUUCUGCUACCGCUGGCUGCUCCUGGAGCUCAAGAGAGAAUUUGCGUUUGAUGAUGCUUUACGGAUGCUUGAGGUCACCUGGAGUUCCCUGCCUCCGGAUCCGCCUGAGACCGAAGUGGAGCUUCUUGGACCGCCACUAGAUGCUGAUGAAACUGUGACCUACAAAGACAAGACAGUUGAGACCUUCCUCAGAGAUGAUAAGGAACAAAAAGAGAAGCAGCGGAGGAGACAUAUGCUGAGGCCUUCAAGAGAAGAAGCAGAUGCGAGCAGGAAUGCCGUCAUAAAACAAAAAGACGGGCAAAAUGUAGGUGCUGGAACAGGAAGUGAGGGCAGUGAUUGUGAUAUUAAUCAAGUGAGUCUGGUAAAGUCAGAUUUUCUGGCUCCUUUUGAAAAGCAAGCAAGUUUUGGAGAAUUUAAAUACUACACUGCCAGAAAUGAAGAUAGCUUUGAUAUGGAAGAUGGUGACCAACCACAGGGUUUGGCUUUUUCAAAGUCGGUACUAAACAUCCCAAGUCGCCAGUCUACAGAUGAUAGUGAGGGGGAUCCAGAAGAGAGAACACCUCUCAUAAAAGACUGUGAAAUUGGUUUUUCUCCAAUAUCAUCACCUCACCUCUUUCAUAGUGGCCUACCUAUUUGGAAAAGUGGCUCUUCUGUGUCUCUGACAUCUUCAGCUUCACAGUCCAGCUGGCCAGGAGCGUCUCCAGACUCUCCUCUAAAGUCCACAUCCCCAUCCACAAACAGUUGGAGAGAGGCCUUACCAAGCACUGUUCCAAAAAUAUUGACCUCCGCCGCCCAAGUGCUUAGCGAUACAGGGAUCAACUCUCCCACAACCCCCACUGUAAAAACAUCUACUGCAUCUCCCUCCCACCCUCAGAAUCGAUCCCUUCUCUCUUCACCUAUUUUGUCCUUUGGCAGAGGCCCCUUGUUGUCUGGCAGCAAGUCAUCCACCAACAAUCUUCCUUCGCCAGGCAACAAAUCUCCAAGCACCGCAGCUAACACACCGAGUUCUCUGAAAGCUGAGACCACCAGCAUCAAAUCGUGUUCGCUGCCGCCUCCGCAAGAGUUCGGCAAAGGCAAUCCCUUCAUGCUGUUUCUGUGCCUGUCCAUCCUGCUGGAGCACAGAGACCACAUUAUCAAGAACAGUUUGGAUUACAAUGAGCUAGCCAUGCACUUUGAUCGGCUAGUGCGGCGCCACAACCUUAGCAGGGUGCUGCAGCGAGCCAAGGCCUUAUUUGCAGACUACUUGCAGAGUGAAGUGUGGGACUCAGAGGAAGGGGAUGAGGUUAGCUCUGACUCCCCAACAACAAUUACCGCUGUGCAAAACUCCCCUUCUUCAGCCAUCUCUGCCAGGCCCAUUUACAGCCCUUUAGCAUCGCCUCAGUCAUCAUUUCAAAACUCAACCUAUAACCUCACAACCACCAUUCCCUCCCCAACAGCUCAAGUUUCAUUUCCCCCCGCUUCCUGAUUCCAUCAACACUAGAUUCCCCACCUCAGCGAAAGACUGAUUGUGGCCUGUUGGAGGUGUCCACCUUUUUAGCCAGCCAUCCUAAUUGAAUAGGGCUGUUAAUAAUCUUCUCAUUCUGUGUAUGCUUGAACAUGUAUUUAUAUUCCUUUUGUCAGUAGUCAUUGUUAUCUUUUGUUUUGCUCCUAAAACCUUCCAGUUAAUAGAAUGGAGGUCUGACCUUGAUGAAAGAGCUUCAUUUCUUUUCAUGUCCUCUGUUGUUGCCGAUGCAUGAUGUUUAAACCCUGUGAUUCAGGUGUCAGAUAGUUGGGCUGUCUGAGUUUUGCCAGAACCAAUAACAGUUUAGCCACAUGGUGCAUUUAACCUGAGUUGGUGCAUUUAACCUGAGUUGCCCUCUUUUUUAAACUUUGUUUACAAACGUAUGUUAUGUCCUAUAAGCCACAAACGUAUGUUAUGUCCUAUAAGCCACAAACGUGUCUUAACUAAAAUACUCAUGUUUCAAUAGUUAAAAACAAAAGGGAAUUCCACUCUCUGAUAUACUGAAAGUAAUGGUUUGAAUAGUUCUAAUUCAUAAGGACAUUUACAGAAAUGACUCAUCUUAUCAACCAAGCUCUUAAGUUGUCAGUGAGUCACAAAAUAAACUGAUGACAUAAAUAGCCAGCACACAUACUUAACCUCACCUUUCUGACCGAGCCCUGCCUACAUUUGCUUUGCUUCUGUACGUUUGUCUAUGAUGAUAAAACAAAGAUGAUGAAAUCAGAGCGAUGUCAUCAGGGGUCAUCUCAGCUUGGGCUUGGAGCCUUUAUCACAAUUUUGGGUUGCAGCUAGGAUCACUUAAGCAGGCAUGAGUCCAACAAAUAUCCUAUGGAACUGCAUCUUUGUCCCUGAACUUUUUGUAUCCGAAAAUAUAAACUUGUGAUCUGGAGCAUUAAUUCAAAAGCUGUUGUGAACCAGUUUCUGCUGGAUUUCUACUUUUACUCUUCCCAAGUGCUGUUGCAUGUGGAUGUGAUAAGAUAGAGAGAAGAGUCCUUCAUUCCUCCACUUAAAGAUCUUUACACCGUUAUUUUUGCCUUUGUUUCUCUUUUUCUCAAUUUUGAAUGUGACUCAGCCAAUCAAGGACAUAUCCAGGUCGGUAGCUGGGGUGUCUGUGGUUAUAACAGGACAAUGUGGCUGAUCUUUUAUAUCGUCAUGUUAGUCAAUGAGGUGAAGUUGUGUAGUGUUUGUGCAGAGCUGCAGGGAGCAGUUUGGUGUGGAUCUACAUAGAUUGUAUGUGUACUGGACUCAUACAUUCAAACUACAACAGUCAUGAAGAAAGUACUGUACUUUAGUUAAAGGCGGGUCAUCGUUUCAGCACUUUGGUUAUUGCUGUUUCCCAAAGACUGUUUUACUUUUUGUGUUUUGUCUGUGUUCAUUGAAUGCACAUUUGCUGAUAUCACACAUGAAAGUUUGUUUGCUUUAUGUGAUCAAUGAAAUUGGAAUCCAGGCUGUA
Molecule: messenger RNA, 4227 nt
Organism: Pleuronectes platessa (European plaice)
Lineage: Eukaryota; Metazoa; Chordata; Actinopteri; Pleuronectiformes; Pleuronectidae
Gene: tbc1d25
Product: TBC1 domain family, member 25
Exons: 7
Coding region: 144-2741 (865 amino acids)
Biological process (GO): regulation of autophagosome maturation; activation of GTPase activity
Cellular component (GO): autophagosome
Molecular function (GO): GTPase activator activity
Source: RefSeq, a predicted model, not a curated record